CCAGCUCGGGGGAUGUGAGAGCCCAAGCCUCCAUCGGCUUGCCAAGCACCGGAUCGGCUCGGGAUUUGGCAGUCAGGUCCCGGCCCCAGCGCCACCAGCUCGGGACGCACCGGGCGACCGAGGCCACACUGCAAGUUCGGGCCGGACGGCGGCCGCCAGCGCACUCGGGCUCGGCUUCGCUGCGCGCCCAGAAGAUGAAUCCAGCCUCGGCACCCCCUCCGCUCCCGCCGCCCGGGCAGCAAGUGAUCCACGUCACGCAGGACCUCGACACAGACCUUAAAGCCCUCUUCAAUUCGGUCAUGAACCCCAAGCCCAGCUCCUGGCGGAAGAAGAUCCUGCCCGAGUCUUUCUUCAAGGAGCCAGAUUCGGGCUCGCACUCCCGCCAGUCCAGCACCGACUCGUCCGCCGGCCACCCGGGGCCCCGGCUGCCCGGCGGCGCCCAGCACGUCCGCUCGCAUUCGUCGCCCGCGUCCCUGCAGCUGGGCACCGGCGCGGGCGCUGCGGCCAGCCCGGCGCCUCAGCAUGUACACUACUGCCAGCGAUCUUACGACUUGACCGAGGAGCCGCCGCUGCCCCCGGGCUGGGAGAUGGCCUUCACGGCCACUGGCCAGAGGUACUUUCUCAAUCACAUAGAAAAAAUCACCACCUGGCAAGACCCUAGGAAGGCGAUGAAUCAACCCCUGAAUCCCAUGAACGUCCAUGCUGCCGUCUCUUCCACCCCGGUGCCUCCGCAGAGAUCCAUGGCAGUGGCCCAGCCGAACUUCGUCAUGAAUCAUCAGCACCAGCAGCCCAUGACCCCUAGCACCCUGAGCCAGCAGAGCCACCCUGCUCAGAACCCACCGGCGACCGGGCUCAUGAGCAUGCCCAGUGCGCUCACCACUCAGCAGCAGCAGCAGCAGAAACUGCAGCUCCAGAGGAUCCAGAUGGAAAGAGAGCGGAUUCGGAUGCGCCAGGAGGAGCUCAUGAGGCAGGAGGCUGCUCUCUGCAGACAGCUGCCCAUGGAAGCGGACACUCUGGCCACGGUUCAGGCUGCGGUCAACCCACCUGCCAUGACUCCCGACAUGAGGUCUGUCACCAAUAACAGCUCAGACCCCUUCCUCAAUGGAGGGCCCUACCACUCCCGGGAGCAGAGCACCGACAGCGGCCUGGGGUUAGGGUGCUACAGCGUCCCCACAACUCCAGAGGACUUCCUCAGCAAUGUGGAGGAGAUGGAUACAGGAGAAAAUGCAGGUCAGACACCUAUGAGCAUCAACCCCCAGCAGACCCGUUUCCCAGAUUUCCUUGACUGUCUUCCCGGGACGAACGUUGACUUAGGAACGCUGGAAUCUGAAGAUCUGAUCCCUCUCUUCAACGAUGUCGAGUCUGCUCUGAACAAAAGCGAGCCUUUUCUGACCUGGCUGUGACCACUACUGUUGUAACGUGGGUGCAGCUGGGACCUGACGUUUCCUGGGCCUCUUGGAAAAAGCCAUGGAGCAGAGCAAGCGUGCGUGCGCAGGUGCUCCCCUCUCUGCCUCCACGACUCAUGCUCACUCCCUCCUUCCCACGGGGCCAGCCUAAUCAUUGCCUGGUUUGCAUCAACACUCACUUAAGCUAAACAGAAAUGCAUAUUCUAUCUUCAUUUUCUGCAAGCCUGCAUUCCUCUGAAAGAAUACGCAGAGUUGCCCCCGCUCUGUCUAUCUCUCUAUCUCCCUCUAUCUAUCUGCUCUCCCACGGCCAAACUUUCUGGGUGUUAGGUGAAAUUCAUCCAUCACUUGAGUACAAACCAUUCAGACAGGCAAUUUGGUCCAGGAAAUGGGCAGAAAAUUAGAUCUGAUUUACGGUUUCAAAGGCUAUACUGAUGAUGAUAGCAGUUCCAAAUGCUUUAAAAAUCUUUUUAACUUGAGCUUUAGAACAACAACAACAACAAAAAAAAUCAUUCUAUGGCUGGUAAGAUUCUGCUGUGUGGGAUACAAUGCAGUUUUGAAGCCCUGCUGGCUCUGAGAGCUCUUUUACUGCGCACGUACCAUAGCAUGCCUCGUCCUGCCUGCUCCAUUCCUUUCGGCUGCAUGGUAUCCAGAUGGCAUUGGACUGCCAGCGGGAGGCCCCCAGCCGUGGCCGUCAUGGUCUUACACCUCUGAGCUUAGCAAAGAGACCAGUUUGGUACUAAUUACAAACAUGAGUGGAUCAAAACUUUUACAAGUUGGAUCUUUUUUAAAAUGGUGGCUAAGAAUUUGAUAAUUUUAUCGAGCAAUGUAAUUUUGUUGUCGAGGGCAAAGGGCAGUCAGAUAUUGGCAGAUCAAGCAGCGGCAGCUUUUUGUCUUUACAACUCUGCUGAAAGCACACUCAACAAGCUGUUGCUUUUCAAUUCUGCUUUUAAGAUGUCAAGUGUUUAAAAUAAUCCUAUCUAUGAAACUGUGUGAAGGAUGAAGCAGAAGCCUAUGGUGGAGACAUAUGUUUCUGAAUUCAGCAAAAUUGAUUGCUAAGUGUAUUAGCCUAAUCCUGUUUGCUAUAGUUGGUAUCAAAAGGCAUGACCUAUGUACUCAAUACCUCUUAUGUAACCAAAAACCAUUGUUUAUUCGCUUUGAAGGACUGAGAGCGCGUCAUGUUGAGCUGGCACGCCAUCUAUUUGCAUGGCCAAUGAAGUCCUCAACUGUUGAAUAUUUUGAACUGACAUUAUUUAUAGUCUAUGAAUUUAAUCUUUUGUUUGAAAUUCAUUCGUAAUUCAGGUCUCUGAGAGGAACCUUUCAAUUCCCAACUGCGGGGAGCUUAUUUGUUGGGGAUGUUUUUUUGAGGUCCUGAUGGAUCGACAGGACUGUAGGUCUACAGAGCGGAUUUGAUCUUGUGGGCAAGAAGGCAAGUGCAGAGGUGGGAGACGAGGUGGAGCCGACAUGGGAUGCGGUGGGCACGGUGCCUGUUGUGAAAUGGAAAGGGACAAGGGAUAGGAUUCCCCCUCCCCCCAGAGCAAGUCGGGCAGGAGGUAGGAGAGGGGACCCCAAAGGACAGAGCAGCGAUUCUCUUCUGCAGCAUUUCUACCCGAAGAAUUUUCUUGUCGGAGAAACGAAGGCUUUGGUGCACUUUUCGUGGGACGCAGAGGGGCAGGGCUGGUGCUGGGUGCCCUGUCCAGGCUGAAGAAGUAGGCAGAGAAGAGCGUGGACCUGCUGCGGCCUCUGACACCAUGGAGGGAUGUCCUUUACCCCGAAGGACCCGUGCUUUAUGUCCCCUGUUCCUUCCUUUUGUGUCCUUGGAGCAGUUGAGGAUGGUGUUUCUCUUGCUACUACAUCGAAAAGGAGCGCUAUAUCUUUUUCUCUUUUGUUAGCAAAAAUUGCAAAAAGAGUUGUACAUUCUUUCUAAGAAA
Molecule: messenger RNA, 3334 nt
Organism: Ochotona curzoniae (black-lipped pika)
Lineage: Eukaryota; Metazoa; Chordata; Mammalia; Lagomorpha; Ochotonidae
Gene: WWTR1
Product: WW domain containing transcription regulator 1
Exons: 7
Coding region: 195-1403 (402 amino acids)
Biological process (GO): hippo signaling; positive regulation of transcription by RNA polymerase II
Cellular component (GO): cytoplasm; nucleus
Molecular function (GO): transcription coactivator activity; transcription corepressor activity; protein binding
Source: RefSeq, a predicted model, not a curated record